Molecule: messenger RNA, 1049 nt
Organism: Aspergillus steynii IBT 23096
Lineage: Eukaryota; Fungi; Ascomycota; Eurotiomycetes; Eurotiales; Aspergillaceae
Product: mitochondrial 54S ribosomal protein uL16m
Exons: 3
Coding region: 65-766 (233 amino acids)
Biological process (GO): mitochondrial translation
Cellular component (GO): mitochondrial large ribosomal subunit; ribosome
Molecular function (GO): structural constituent of ribosome; rRNA binding
Source: RefSeq, a predicted model, not a curated record
CUCAGAGACGCUCCGCUUCAUCCAACAUUGUUCAGUCGGUACGAGAAGGCCGUGAGCAUCCAACAUGGCGAUGAGACCACAGACCAAGCUCUUCUCGGGGCCUCAGAUGGCCUUCUUCCGGCCUACGUGUUUAACGACGCCCUCUCCGGCCCAGUCGCUAUCACGAUGCUUCUCUACGACCUCGCCUGCCCUUGACUGGCUGACUCCGAAGUUUAUGGAGAAGUCGAAAUCGCCCAAGGGUCGUCCGCAUGUCGCAACCGGUGGAUCGUAUCGGGGUACAACUGUCGUCUGGGGCGACUACGGCCUGCGGAUGAAGGACCAUGAUCGUCGAUUGCCCGCCAAAUCGCUCAAAAUCGCAGAGGAAACGAUCAAGCGGCGUUUGAGAGGUAUGGACUACACGCUCUACAAGCGUGUGAGUGCCAACCUGGGUGUCUACACCAAGGGCAAUGAACAGCGUAUGGGUAAGGGUAAGGGAAAAUUCGACUACUGGACGGCGAAGGUUCCAGUGAGCAGGAUUGUGUUCGAGCUCAAGGGUAAACUGCACGAGAAGAUUGCGAGAGAAGCGUUCCGAUUGGCUGGCCACAAGUUGCCCGGACUCUGGGAGUUUGUGCACAAGGGAGAUCCCCCUGUCGUUGGAGUGACGAAACUUGGCAACGGAGUGACUCUGGAAAGUCUCAAGCGGCCACGCAGAAGCCCAGCCUUGGGUUCGGAUAACCUGGAAGCGCCCCCCAAAUCGACCUCCUCUAGCCCAUCCGCCUCCCAAUAAGUGCGGGCGCAGCCCUUCCUUCUCAUCAUGUCAUUUAUAUACCUUUUAUGCCCCCACGCCAGAACCAGGGCCAUAUCCUUGCUCCCUCCUACUCUUCGCUGCCUCGGUAUCACCUCGGGUCUCGGGCUUCAGGUCUUGUGUAUAAUAUUUUCAGCUUUGGAUUCUCUUUGCGUAUCUUUACUCGCAGAUGUCGAUUGUUUUCAUACACGGAGUUCAAUAGAAAGAAAGUAUGAUCGACUGUACCUUUGUCUGUAUAUCCCGAAGAACUAGCAGUGGCUUCUCC